UCAGAAACCUAUAGGUGCUCAAAACGGCAAAAACCGAAUAAUUGUAGAGGAGAGGUAAAAUUUUUAAAUAAUGAAGUUGUUAUGCUGAAAGAACACAAUGCAGCUAUCUGCAAAGAGAACGCUGCGCCAACCGAAGACUUUUUGGAACAAAUUGGCAAUAAAUCUUUAAGACGCCUUUCUAACGCUUCUUUGGAAAGUGGCCUUUUAAAUGCACAAGUUAUUCCCAACAGCAUAAGAUUGUCUGCCUCUCCAUUAAAUGACAUAUCUUCGGAUACAGAAAGCAAUGCUGCAGAGAAUGCAGAAUUUGAUCAAUUAGAUGAAAUGCCUCGUUAUAAGGUUAACAAAUUACUUAUCUAA
Meloidogyne enterolobii is the source of this 357-nucleotide messenger RNA. The record is from the annotation of a GenBank genome assembly. Lineage: Eukaryota; Metazoa; Nematoda; Chromadorea; Rhabditida; Meloidogynidae.